AUGUUCACCACUAAUAAAGAAGUCACUUGUUUUAUGUUUGUAUCCUAUUUUACUUCCCUACCUUCUGUUGCCCCUGCUGUUCUGCAUGCCCUUUGUACUGUGUGUGUGUGUGUGUGUGUGUGUGUGUGUGUGUGUGUGCGUGCGUGCGUGCGUUCACUGGGAACACUGCAAGAAGAAAGAAGGAUGAAGGUGACCAUCUUGCUGGCUAUGCUGGUGUCCGCUGUGCUCAGCAGUGACCAGUUCUCUGGACAUCAGGAGGAACCCAGUCAUGAGCUUUCGCUGGUGAAGUUUGGUGCCCUCUGCAGUGGGAACCCUACAAAUAAGAAGAGAGGCUGUGAUUUUACGGGCUGUGGAGGUUAUGGAGCGAAACGAACACAUGGGACACACAAGGGCCUUGAUAUUGUGUGCAAUGAUGGAGCUACAGUGUACGCACCAUUUGAUGUAAAGUUGAAUGGCAAAGCUUUUCCGUAUGGCAGACCUGCCAUUCCAGAGAAGCUCAUCAAUGAUGGUGUUAAUCUCAGCGGUGGAGGUCUGUGCUUCAAGCUGUUCUACAUGAGGCCUGACAGAUACAGAGGCUCCUUUAAGAAGGGCCAGAGGAUCGGCACACUUCUCCCCAUGCAGAGGGUCUACCGGGAUAUAACAUUGCACAUCCACGUCCAGAUGUGUGACCGCUCCGACCCCACCAAGUAUUUCUGA
Messenger RNA from Clupea harengus (Atlantic herring), 696 nucleotides. RefSeq names its product leukocyte cell-derived chemotaxin-2-like. The record is from RefSeq and is a predicted model, not a curated record. Lineage: Eukaryota; Metazoa; Chordata; Actinopteri; Clupeiformes; Clupeidae.